AUGGCAUAUGGGCUGCGGCAUAAAUGGGCUGGCGUGCACUCUGACGUGUAUAGGAUGAACUGCGGUGUCAGACAAGGCGGUUUAAGCUCACCAAAGCUGUUCAAUCUAUACAUGAACGAGCUAAUCGAGGGACUCAGCAGUACCUAUGUCGGAUGUCACGUGGACGGGGUAUGUGUUAAUAACCUCAGUUACGCAGAUGACAUGGUGUUGCUGAGCCCUUCGGUUGGCGCACUACAGAGAUUAGUGGGAAUAUGUGAAACAUAUGCAAUUGCCCAUGGGUUAAGAUACAAUACUUCAAAAAGCGAGGUAAUGCAAUUUAAAGCUGGGACAAAAUCAUACAAAAUGACACCUGUUACGCUUUGUGGUACUGCUUUAAAAGUUGUACAAAAGUUUAAGUAUCUUGGCCACUGGGUAACCGAAAACAUGUCAGAUAAUGAUGAUAUCGAGAGGGAGCGCAGGGCGUUGUGUGUUCGGAGCAACAUGUUGGCUCGCAGAUUUGCUCGUUGCAGUAAUGAAGUAAAGCUAACGCUUUUUAAAGCAUACUGCCAAACAUUCUACACGUGCAAUCUGUGGGUCAAUUUUACGCAACGGGCAUACAGCGCACUGCGUGUGCAAUAUAAUAACGCGUUUAGGGUGUUGUUUGGGCUGCCGCGGUACUGUAGUGCGUCAACUAUGUUUGCUGAGGCGCGCACUGAUGGUUUUGACGCAAUAGUUAGAAAAAGGUGCGCGUCACUGCUCAGUCGUCUCCGUGACAGCCCAAACAGUAUCCUAAGUGUGCUGGCGCAGCGCUGGGACUCGCCUUUGUUUGCGCGGUGGGUCCGGCUGCACGCGCCGCCAAUCGCCACUCCACGUCGUUAUUAAAUUUAUUUAUAUAUAGUCAAUAUGUAUUAAGUUAGUUUUAGUACUAACAUAGUUUUAAGGAUUUGUGAUAUUUACUAACACUCUAUGGAUUUUUAAUUUUCGAAAUAAAUAUAU
Molecule: messenger RNA, 975 nt
Organism: Leguminivora glycinivorella
Lineage: Eukaryota; Metazoa; Arthropoda; Insecta; Lepidoptera; Tortricidae
Exons: 1
Coding region: 1-861 (286 amino acids)
Source: RefSeq, a predicted model, not a curated record